AUGAGCGAUAAUUCGUCAGCAUCAGCAUCAUCAUCAUGUUCUGAUCUUAGUUCUUCGGAGAUUAGUUCUGCUAGCACUGGAGUGGCAGUGGAACACAAGUCGGUACCACAACAACAACAAUUACAACCACAACCAGCACCAUCGGAUCCUACUGCCACUCAAUCAAUGCAAGGAUAUGGGGUUACUUAUCAAACUAACACAACUGUUGCAGCUACUCAGGACUAUGGCACUCAACCACAAUAA
Messenger RNA from Adineta ricciae, 243 nucleotides. NCBI's taxonomy places the organism in Eukaryota, Metazoa, Rotifera, Eurotatoria, Adinetida, Adinetidae. The record is from the annotation of a GenBank genome assembly.